Messenger RNA from Megalops cyprinoides (Indo-Pacific tarpon), 2778 nucleotides. RefSeq names its product terminal nucleotidyltransferase 4B-like. Gene Ontology annotation, biological process: RNA 3'-end processing. The transcript has 12 exons. Lineage: Eukaryota; Metazoa; Chordata; Actinopteri; Elopiformes; Megalopidae. Gene Ontology annotation, molecular function: mRNA binding; poly(A) RNA polymerase activity. The coding region runs from base 265 to 2358 and encodes 697 amino acids. Gene Ontology annotation, cellular component: nucleolus; TRAMP complex. The record is from RefSeq and is a predicted model, not a curated record.
GCAGGGUCAGACUCGAAGCGACAGUUAACGGGCACACGUUUUCUUCUCUUGGAUUCCUUGAAAGUGAACUUCGGUUCUGUUACCUUUUCAUUUCUGUUUUCGUGAUUUAUUUAAAUCACGUCUAAUGGUAACUGAAUUGGAUACCUUUGGAAAAACGCAAAGCAGUUCAGCAAAGCUAGCUAGCUAACUAGUAGCUAGCUAGUAGCUAAACACGCAUAGCCACGAACUGAGCCUUGGUCGAGAGGCAGUGUGCAGUUUCGUUUGAUGGAUCCGAGAAUCGCCUGGUUUCAGCCAGAACAACUCGGACCUGCUAACAGCCAGUGGAUGCAGAUUUGGGAAACGACACAAGGUCUGGGGAAUCUGUACUUUAACAGCAAUUACAGCACUGGCUCUAGCACGGCAAGCCAGAGUCCUAAAUUAAACAGCAACGAGGGAACGGGAAACGUGAACGCGGUCAAGAACGGGUCUCUGCACGGAGGCACCAGCGAGGCGAGGAAUCAGGGAAUGUCUAACUCAAGAGCCGAAAGUGAAAUAGUGGAGCAACGGGACUUUAUACCUUUGGAGACCAAUAACAACCACAACAACCGGGCAUCGGGGAGGGGCGGCGGCGGUGGUGGUGGAAGGGGGUUAGUGGGUGGUGUUGGGAUCGUUGGUGUCUGGAGAGGUGGCUCGGACGUCGGACAUCGCAACAAAAGGAAAAGGGAUAACAAGGCGAGCACUUUUGGGUUCAACAGUAGCCUUCUGCUAAACAGCUCAGGGACCGAUGGGGUCGGGUGCGGUGGUGGCUACACGGGUACGCCUUGGAAAACGAGGAACUACUCUGAAGGGAUUUUGGGACUGCAUGAGGAGAUCAAUGACUUCUAUGAGUACAUGUCCCCACGGCCGGAGGAGGAGAGAAUGAGGAUGGAGGUGGUGGAACGGAUCGAGAGGGUUAUCAAGGAGCUGUGGCCCAGCGCUGACGUUCAGAUAUUUGGGAGUUUCAGCACUGGCCUCUAUUUACCAACCAGUGAUAUUGAUCUGGUUGUGUUUGGAAAAUGGGACAAUCUGCCCCUGUGGACUUUGGAAGAAGCUCUUCGGAAGCAGAAUGUGGCUGACGAGAACUCCGUCAAGGUGCUGGAUAAGGCCACGGUGCCUAUCAUCAAGCUGACAGAUUCCUACACAGAAGUCAAAGUGGACAUCAGCUUCAAUGUACAUAAUGGUGUAAAAGCAGCUGUGCUCAUCAAAGAGUUCAAAAAGAAAUACCCUGUGCUUCCCUACCUGGUGCUGGUGCUGAAGCAGUUCUUGUUACAAAGGGAUCUGAAUGAGGUGUUUACAGGAGGGAUUGGUUCCUAUAGCCUCUUCCUCAUGGCGGUCAGCUUCUUGCAGUUGCACUACAGGGAAGACGCCAGCAGUCCCAACGCAAACAUUGGUGUUCUUCUGAUAGAAUUCUUUGAGCUCUAUGGAAGACACUUCAAUUACCUGAAGACUGGCAUCAGGAUAAAGGACGGUGGCUGCUAUGUGGCCAAAGAUGAGGUGCAGAAGAGCAUGCUGGAUGGCUACCGACCAUCAAUGCUCUACAUCGAGGACCCUCUGCAGCCAGGCAAUGACGUUGGCCGCAGCUCUUAUGGUGCCAUGCAGGUGAAACAGGCUUUCGACUAUGCUUACGUUGUGCUCAGCCAUGCCGUGUCCCCCAUUGCCAAGUACUACCCCAAUAAUGAGUCAGAGAGUAUAUUGGGAAGGAUUAUCCGGGUAACACAGGAAGUGGCAGAGUACAGGGACUGGAUCACGAAACACUGGGGGGCCCAGGCCCAAAAGGAUGCAGCCUUUAAUGGGAAUGACGUGACCUUGCUGGUGGAGCCACAGCAGUUGGACAAGUGCAACAACAACCUGUCUGAAGAAGUGGUGGUGCUGCCUCCGGUGCCCCACAGCAAGCGCUCUUCCAACUCCUCAUCCCCACCCCCUUCCUCGCCCUCCUCCUCAUCCUCUACCUCUUCACCUUCCUCACCCUCCUCCACGGCCUCCAGCUCCAGUGAUGCUAUAAUUGGUUCUUCCCAGGACUCUGAUGGAACCCCCUGUAAGACAUUGAAGCAGCUGGGUGGGCGGGGCUCCAGUUCACACAGAGAGAACUCGGGGAGUGUACCCACACACAGAACACAGAGCCAUUCCUUUAGCAACCAAGCAGGCAACAUCAACAAGGGCAAGACGGGAACCAGGCAGUUUCGUGCCUCUAGUAGAAGUGUUCAGGGACAGGACAGCACAGGACACUUGAAUGCCACCUCCAGCUGCAAGACCCACCAAAGCAACAAGCCUCACCACCAGGGCAAUGGCAAGAAGAGGAAACCCCAGCGUGAGGCUGUGCACGAGGACUUUUGCAGAUAGGGGGCACCACCUGCUCCUUGAGACUGCCCAUCUUCCCCACAUCUGCUGCAGAAACUUUCCCCUAUGGGAUUGUUAGUAGUAUUACCUUUUUUUUGUCCCUUUAGGGAUACACGCGUUUUUAUAGAACCUAAGAAUAUAAAAAGGGGUGAGCUCCUGGGCUUGAGCAGACAUAAUGAAGGAUCUCUUAAUUUUGUAAUACAAACACACUGCCCUUCCGUGGAGCAGCUCCCACACUUACCAAUCGAUCCCCUGGCCCUUCUUGGUACCCCUUGAUGUUUAAGGGGAACAGAGGCUGCUGGAGAAAGACUGACCAUAGGAGCAGUCCCUGGAGUUCUAAACCUGAACGAUCAGCCACAGCAACACACACACAAAAAAAGGACGCAAUACAAAAUGUUAAAAAAAAAAAAGUAUUAUAUUGUA